AUGGUAAUCCAUGGCAGUGAAAGCUUCAUCAUUCAGAACUGCUGCCUGUGUCUUCUUGCCGUGUGGACUGUGAAAAAGAUUUUGAUGGCUAUGCAUGAAGAUGAAUCUAAAAUGCAAAUGUACAUUCAUGAUCUCAAUGAAUUCGUAUCUAAUCGUGAUCUCCCAACAGCAAUUAGCAAGAUUCAAGAAUAUCACAAAAAUCAAGAUCUAGUCGAACUUAAUAUUGGAGUGACGGGAGGAUCGGGUUCUGGAAAGUCUUCAUUUGUCAAUGCAUUCAGGGGUCUAGAAGAUGAUGACGAGCUCUCUGCUAAAACUGGUGUUGUAGAAACCACUAUGGAGCCUGAAGCUUAUAUUCACCCAAAAUAUGACAAUGUGAAAGUUUGGGAUCUUCCUGGCAUUGGAACACCAAAAUUCAAAGCCGAUGAGUAUCUUCAGAAGAUAGAUUUUAAAAAUUUUGAUUUUUUCAUCAUCAUUGCUUCAGAUCGAUUUACAGAAUGCCACACUCAGCUAGCUAAAGAGAUCACAAGAAUGGGGAAGAAGUUUUACUUUGUUCGUUCCAAGAUUGACACAAACAUUGAUGCUGAGAAGAGGAAGAAAAACUUUGACCUAAAAAAAACACUGGAUAUCAUCCGAGAGGACUGUGAAACGGGUUUGAAAAAGAUCGAUAUUGAGGAUCCUGUCGUGUUCCUGAUCUCUAGGUUUGCGCUCGGCGAGUAUGACUUUGAUCUGCUGGAGAAGAGGAUGGAGAAAGAGCUUCCACAGCAUAAGAGACAUGUGUUGAUGCUGACUUUGCCAAAUAUCACACAAGAGAUUAAUAAUAAGAAGAAGAAGGCACUAGAAGAAAACAUUGCAAAAGUUGCCUUUCUGUCUGCAUGUGUGGCUGCUUUUCCCAUUCCUGGUCUUUCAGCUGCUGUGGAUCUUGCCAUUAUAGCAGCACAGCUAAAAAAAUACUACAGUGCAUUUGAUCUGGAUGAUCCAUCCCUGGAGAAACUCAGUGAAAGAUCUGGAAAACCUGUGGAGGAAUUAAAGAAUCUGAUGAAGUCACCAUUCCGCCAUGGGAUUGAUAAAGAAACAAUAAAGAUUUUGCUUAAUAAGUCAUUCCUCACCGUAUCUUUAAGUGCAGUUGAGUAUACUCUGAGCUUUAUACCCAUUAUUGGCUCUGUGAUGGCAGGAGGAAAAUCCUAUAUAGCGGUCUCUUCUUUGCUGAAUUCAGCUCUGAAUGAAAUAGCAGAAGAUGCCAAAAAUGUGCUUAUGGCUUCAGUACAGGCUUAAGUGUAAACAUUCCAUAUGACAAAUUUAAAAUAUAGUUUAACAUAUAUUAAAUGUUUAGAGAAGUAA
Messenger RNA from Danio aesculapii, 1338 nucleotides. Its product is annotated as interferon-inducible GTPase 5-like. NCBI's taxonomy places the organism in Eukaryota, Metazoa, Chordata, Actinopteri, Cypriniformes, Danionidae. Gene Ontology annotation, molecular function: GTP binding. The transcript is spliced from 4 exons. The coding region runs from base 1 to 1272 and encodes 423 amino acids. The record is from RefSeq and is a predicted model, not a curated record. Gene Ontology annotation, cellular component: membrane.